AAUCACCAAUUCACCAUGGCGGCCUCCACCUCCCCAACUCCACUGCUCCUCGCCGUCCUCUUCAUCCUCCUCCUUCCCGCGCUCCUCGCGGCAGCAACGCUCCCGCCGCUGCCGCUGUCGACGGCUUCGCGGUGGGUGGUGGGCGCGGACGGGCGGCGCGUGAAGCUGGCGUGCGCGAACUGGGCGUCGCACCUGGAGCCCGCGGCCGCGGAGGGCCUGGCGCGGCGCGGCGUCGGGGACAUCGCGGCGCGCGUGGCGGGGAUGGGGUUCAACUGCGUCAGGCUCACCUGGCCGACCCAUCUCGCCACCAAUGGCACCCUCGCGUCGCUGCCGUUUCGGUGGUCGCUGGAGCGGCUCGACAUGCGGGAGUCCGUCGCCGGCGUGCGGGUCAACAACCCCGCCCUCCUCGACCUGCCCCUCAUCGAUGUGUUCCGGGAAGUGAUCUCAGCUUUGGCCAGCAAAGGUAUUAUGGUGAUACUUGAUAACCAAAUGACCACUCCCGGAUGGUGCUGCAGCAGAACUGAUGGCAAUGGCUUCUUUGGAGACAAGUACUUCGACCCUAACGAAUGGUUGAAAGGCCUCAGUGCAAUGGCAACUAUGUUUAACGACACAAAAAAUGUUGUGGGCAUGAGCUUGCGGAAUGAGCUUCGAGGCCCCAAUCAAAAUGUUAGUUUGUGGUACAGGUACAUGGCACUAGGUGCUGAAGCUGUGCAUGCAGCAAACCCUAACGUCCUGGUUAUUUUAUCAGGCCUGGAUUUCGACAAUACUCUCAGCUUCUUGCACUCCAAAAAAGCUGAGUUACAAUUUACUGGAAAGUUGGUUUAUGAGCAGCAUUGGUAUGGAUUCUCAGAUGGUGGCAAUUGGGAAAUUCGAAAUCAAAACGAUGCUUGUGGAAUGGUUGUUGAUUCCAUUUGGGCUAAAGGAUUGUUUCUACUUGAACAAGGCUGGCCAUUAUUUUUCUCUGAGUUUGGGUUUGAUAUGUCUGGCACACAUAUUGGUGACAAUCGCUAUCUUACCUGCUUUUUAAGUGUGGCAGCUGAAAUGGAUCUGGACUGGGCAAUUUGGGCUCUGCAAGGGAGUUACUAUAUCAGAGAAGGUAUUUUGGCUUAUGAUGAAUCAUAUGGAUUGCUAUCAUGGGACUGGUGUACAGCUAGAAAUCCCAGUUUCAUUAAAAGGAUCAAUUCCCUGCAAACUCCAUUUCAAGGUCCUGGUCUCCCAAACAGUAGAGAACCAUACAACGUAAUAUUCCACCCCCAAACUGGGCUGUGCGUCUUGGCAAAGGCUUCAAAGUCAGUCAAGCUUGGUCCAUGUGACGAAUCAAAUGCCUGGAAUUAUACCUCAGCAUACGAGCUAGUAGUGAAAAGCACAGGACAGUGCCUCCAAGCGACAUCUGUGGGCGAGAACGCAAAGCUUGGCACUGAUUGCAGCAAACCCAGUUCAAAGUGGCAGCUGAUAUCAAACUCAAGGAUGCACGUCUCAGCUGAGCUCACCAAAAAUGGAACCAGGGUGUGCUUGGAUGCUGGCCUUGACGGUGCCAUCAUCACAAAUCAGUGCAAGUGCCUAAGCUUGGAUCCGACAUGUAACCCUGAGAGCCAGUGGUUCAAAAUAAUCUUAAGCAGCCGGGAUACACCUGGCGGCUCCUCCAUAUUGCAGUUGCCGUCAGUUGGACCUUGGCCUCCAACCUCACUUAGUUCUUGACAGUUCGAGAUCAGCUCAUUUUCAUUUGACCAAGGAGGAAAACGUGGCAAAUUUGCAAAGUUGUACAAGCCCGUUGGAUCGCUGUAUUGCACUGCAACCUGGAAUAAAAUGUACAGUACGCAUACUCCCAAGUUCACUUCAGUCUUGUUACCCCAGAAAAUGUAAAGAAACGGAGCUGAAAUUCUUGCCUGCGCCAACUUUGUAGUGCUCUUCGUUUGAACUCUUGCGUUUCGCUAAUGUUAUUGAGUUUUGAACCGAUCUCAUUUGUACAAAGCCACAUUAAAUAAAUCAAUAAAUUUGUCGAUAUUCGCCGAGGUAUAA
Panicum virgatum (switchgrass) is the source of this 2019-nucleotide messenger RNA. RefSeq names its product glycosyl hydrolase 5 family protein-like. Lineage: Eukaryota; Viridiplantae; Streptophyta; Magnoliopsida; Poales; Poaceae. The transcript has 4 exons. The coding region runs from base 16 to 1698 and encodes 560 amino acids. Gene Ontology annotation, molecular function: hydrolase activity, hydrolyzing O-glycosyl compounds. The record is from RefSeq and is a predicted model, not a curated record.